Messenger RNA from Mizuhopecten yessoensis (Yesso scallop), 2507 nucleotides. Its product is annotated as oxygen-dependent coproporphyrinogen-III oxidase-like. The coding region runs from base 103 to 1260 and encodes 385 amino acids. Gene Ontology annotation, cellular component: mitochondrial intermembrane space; cytoplasm. NCBI's taxonomy places the organism in Eukaryota, Metazoa, Mollusca, Bivalvia, Pectinida, Pectinidae. The record is from RefSeq and is a predicted model, not a curated record. The transcript is spliced from 14 exons. Gene Ontology annotation, molecular function: coproporphyrinogen oxidase activity.
CCUGCAGUUUUGAGCUUCUGCUAAGGCACAUGUAAACAUUGCGUGUAUUACUGGUCAUUUUCUGCGUUAUCCUCUGCAAUUCAAUCUGUCAGCUUUUCAGCUAUGAGGAACUGGAAAGCUGGACUGGCUGUGCUGAAGGCCUUGAGGGGUGUGACAUCUGUGUCUGUCUGUCAUUCUAAAGUAACAUGGGCGGUGUUACUGGGAGGUGCUGUGGGAACAGCAACAGUCUUUCAUCUAAAAGAUUUACAGGUGCAUGCUGUAUCCAGAACAGAAAUGAAGAGGUCAUCAUGGAUGACUGAUCCAGUCACAGACAUUGUUACAUUGGAGGAGAGUCCUACGUCAAUGAGAACCAAGAUGGAGAUGAUGAUAAUGAGGAUACAGGGAGAAAUUUGUAGAGCAUUGGAGGACAUAGAUGGAGACAAGAGAUUCUUCGUCGAUCGAUGGCAGCGAAAAGAGGGAGGAGGAGGCAUAUCUUGUGUUCUUCAGGAUGGAACUGUGUUUGAGAAAGCUGGAGUAAACAUUUCUGUUGUUCAUGGAAACCUUCCACCAGCAGCUGUUCAACAGAUGAGAGCAGAAAGAGGGAAGAUUCUAGAGGGCACCACUUUACCAUUCUUUGCCACAGGAAUCAGUGCUGUGAUACACCCGAAAAAUCCCAACAUUCCAACAAUCCAUUUCAACUACCGUUACUUUGAGGUGACUGAUAAAACGGGUAAAACUCAAUGGUGGUUCGGAGGUGGAACUGAUCUGACACCUUCUUACCUGGAUAAACAGGAUGUUGUCCAUUUCCACCAGACUCUGAAGACAGCCUGUGACAAACACAGCAAAAACUACUACCCUAAGUUCAAAAAGUGGUGUGAUGAUUACUUCACUAUCAAACACCGGGGUGAAAAGAGGGGAGUUGGAGGAAUUUUCUUUGAUGAUCUUGAUAAUGGAACAGAAGAAGAUAUUUUCAACUUCGUAAGGAGCUGUGCCGAAGCUGUGCUGCCUUCCUACCUGCCCAUUGUAAACAAACACAGAAAUGAUGGAUACUCGUAUGCAGACAGGCAAUGGCAGCUGUUGAGGAGAGGGCGGUAUGUGGAAUUCAACCUUAUCUAUGACCGAGGGACAAAGUUUGGGCUGAUGACUCCUGGAGCAAGAUUUGAAAGUAUACUCAUGUCCCUACCUCUCCACGCAAAAUGGGAAUACUGCCACUCCCCCAGUGCAGGCUCCAAGGAAGAAGAGCUACUGAAUGUUCUCAAAAACCCACAGGACUGGGUCUGACCCACAAAUUAGUUCAUCUGUCUUACAGGAAAUUGAAUGACUUUUCUAUGAUGUUUGUCCUUGGAACAAAGAUUAGUUGCUAUCGAAACUGAGAGCCAGGAUGAGAGUGCAUAGAUUAAUUGUCAUCAUAACGGGACCCAACCAAUGGCAGUACAUAUGCAGUUGAUUAGAUAUGCCUGGGCUUAGUAUGGAUUUGUCAUCAUAGGAACAGAUAAUUGAGCUUGACAACCAAUAAAUUAAAUGCCAUGGAACCCAGCGAAUGAGAAGAUGAUGAUUGCCUGACAAGCAUGUUAUUGUCAUGUGUCUAAAGUGAUUUGAAUAAACUAUGAAUGAUGAUUUUGAAAAAGUGAUUAGAAAAUGUGUGAUGGACAAUUAAUUAAAUAUUUAAUCAGAGCUUUUUGUUAAAAGAAGAUUGGGAGAAGUUUUACAGAUGGACUGUUUUGGAACUCUUGUUUUUGUAGUAUAGUAUGCUAUGUAGAUUCUUACAGAGCUGUAACCAUGGAAACCAGUAUAUAACUUAACCAGUGGUGGACAUGUGAUUGGUAUACCAGGAAAAGAAGCUUUAUAUUUUUGUUAAGAUGUAGCAUUUGAAUGUGAACUAUUUCCGGAAGUUGCAAGCAAAAUUGAAAUGCAUAGAAAGAGACCUAAAAAUGGACACAGGAGUAAUGUUAGUAUAUUUUUAUAUCAAAUUGUGUUCUACUUCUAAUCCCUUCAUCCCAAAAGCUCACCAAGUCAUUUUGUCACAUGUGACUAUAGUUGUCAGGGAGACUUGUAUCCAGUGACUAUAGUUAUCUGGGAGACUUGUAUCGAGUGACUAUAGUUGUCUAGGAGACUUGUAUUGAGUGACUAUAGUUGUCUGGGAGAUUUGUAUCCUGUGAACACAGUUGUCUGAGAGAUUUGUAUCCUGUGACUACAGUUGUCUAGGAGACUUGUAUCCAGUGACUAUAGUUGUCUGGGAGGCUUGUAUCCAGUGCCUAUAGUUUUUCUGUGAGACUUUCACCGGUGAAUACAUUUGUCUUGGAGAUUUGUAACCAGUGACUAUAGAUGUCUGGGAGAUUUGUACCCAGUUACUGUAGUUGUUUAGGACAUUUGUAUCCUGUGACUAUAGUUGUCAGGGAGAUUUGUACCCAGUGACUAUAGAUGUCUGGGAUAUUUGUACCCAGUGACUAUAGUUGUCUGGGAGAUUUAUAUCCAGUGGCUAUAGUUGUCUGGGAUAUUUGUAUCUUGUGACUACAGUUGUCUGGAGA